AUGUUUUGCCUACCAGUGAAAGGUAACUCGAUUUGUAUUCAGUUUCUUCUUCGUUUUUUUUUCAAUCUACGGAUUUCCGGUUUGAUUUUGGUUUCUUUUUUUUUGUUUGAAAAAACUAAGCCGGAUGUCUGAUGUGAAUUUAGAUUAUCACGCAAUUUCAGUCAGAACUUUUUUGUAAGUGAAUUUUUUUCACAGAAAAAAUGAAGAGUGUGUGAGAAAUCGUAUAGCCAAAAGAAAAAAUACAAAUUUCUAUUUUUCACCUAACAUAAAAUAGUCUAAAUUUGUAGCUAGUUGUACGAUUUCCCACGAAGUCUUAUCUUGUUUUCUUUUUCAUUUUCUCCUUUUUUUUCUUCUCGAGUGUUCCUGAACUUGUCGUUUUUUCUGUUAAAACUAAAAAAACGCCAUUAAUUUUGAAAAAAAGGAUGCGCUCCAUUCAUAAAUGAUCAGUUUUGUGUCCUCUCUUUUUAUUCUCAUUUUGCUUAUCUUUUCUCCAUUUUUUUCUGAAAUAAAAUGUUUUUUUGAAAAAAUAAUUACCUCCUGACAAUUUUUUGCUCACACACAAUAUAAAUCAAAAAAUUUUUUGUUUGAAAAAAUAAUUUUUCAGAGGGUGUUACAGCAGCAAUUAUCAUCGGUUUUCUCACCGAAUCACUCACAAUUUUAUCUCAGCUCAACGAGUAUCGAGAGACACUUUACAUUAUUUUUGGAAUUGUUUGUUUGGUUUCAUGGUUGUGUUUUAAUUUGUGGGCAUUGAGGUGAGCUCUGAAAUAUUUGGUAGAUCACAAAAAAAAGUCCAAAAUAUGGCUUCCGGAAAUUUUUUGUUCAAAAAUACUAUGUAGGUCAAAAAAUUUUUUCAAAGAAGCAGAAUAGUGGGUGUAGUUAUUUUUAAAAUUCAACUCAAAUCAUUUCCUGUAAUGAAAAAAUGACGAAAAAAAAUUGUGAUCAAUUCAUUUUCCCCAAUUUUUCUCCCGAAUGUUUAAUCGCCGAAAACGGAAGUAUUUUUCGAAAAAGUAUCCUUAUUAGGAGUUCAGGACACAAGUCAUUAUGAAGAUUUUGACAACUGGGAGAUGACAGCUUUUUUUAUACUCAUUUCAAAAAUCCAAAUAUGUUUCUAUGAUGAGAAUUAGGACUAACAAUAAUAAUUGUGACAUUUUUAAACAGAAGAAACGGAAAUGAUGUCCCUUAAUCUAAAGUUCGAAACAAAAAAUAAUGGUUUCCGGAAGUUCGUGGGAAAAUUAUUUUUGUUUUUUUUUUCAGAAUUUAAAAUGUUUUAAAUGAAACACGAGAUGAUUAAUGCUAAAUAAUUAAUGCCAAAUAAUUUUUUUCCAGAGAAUUUUUCUGCCCAGCAAUAUUUGGAAGACGACCAAAUCCGAGUGAAGAUAGACUCGCAUUUAUCAAACUGAAAUAUGUGUCGAGGUAACUUUUUAGCGUUUCUUGAAAUUCCACCAAACAAAACUGUUUUCCAGUGGCAAAUUCUUAAUCAAUCUAACCAACCAAAAUCGACGCGAAGAAAUUGAGAUGAAUAAUUUGCAAAUUUUUGUUGUCUGA
Molecule: messenger RNA, 1545 nt
Organism: Caenorhabditis angaria
Lineage: Eukaryota; Metazoa; Nematoda; Chromadorea; Rhabditida; Rhabditidae
Source: the annotation of a GenBank genome assembly